Molecule: messenger RNA, 3220 nt
Organism: Planococcus citri (citrus mealybug)
Lineage: Eukaryota; Metazoa; Arthropoda; Insecta; Hemiptera; Pseudococcidae
Product: metabotropic glutamate receptor 7-like
Exons: 22
Coding region: 134-3067 (977 amino acids)
Biological process (GO): G protein-coupled glutamate receptor signaling pathway; regulation of synaptic transmission, glutamatergic
Cellular component (GO): plasma membrane
Molecular function (GO): adenylate cyclase inhibiting G protein-coupled glutamate receptor activity
Source: RefSeq, a predicted model, not a curated record
UCGAAAUGGAUUUCGCUGAACAGUUUUCAAUUUAGGAUCGUUUGAACACGAUCACGUACCUAUUCUUUUUUUGAAUCAUGAUUUAGCUUGUGAUUUGUGUUGUUUUUUUCCAUGUGGUAAAAAUCCACAUAAAAUGGGUGAUUCUAUUUUGUGUGGUAAAAUGAAAGAUAUUCGUGCAAAGAUGGUGCAUGGAAGUUUCUUGAUUGGUAUCCUUUUUCUACUCCAAAUUAUCCCCCAAAGUCAACAAAUGGAAUCGGAGAAUAAUUACUUUAUGGAAAUGGUUAUGUCAAUACGUGAAUCUAGAAAUGGAAGCUGUGCAGAAAUCAAACAAGAAUCUGUUCAACUAAUCGCAGCGUUUUAUUACGCCAUGUCUAUCAUCAGUAGAGCUGAGACGUACCCGAGGAUCAAUUACUUUACAGUAGGGGUAGAUUUUUGUGAAAUAGUGAACUAUUAUCAGUCCGAGUUUCAAGUGUUGAAAAAUUUUUACCGAGAACAAAGUAGCUCAGAAAACGAUACAAUCGUAUACAACAAUUUCCCCGACUUACAAGCUUUCCUACCUUCCGGCGAAAAUCUAACUUUAUUUGAAAGUGAAGCAGAUGAGAUUUUUCAAGAACAAAAUAUCACUGAAUUGGAUUUAGCAAAUUUGACUACGAAUGUAAUUUCAAUCGAAGAAAUGAUUACUACCUCAACAUUUAUGCCAACGAUUCCAAUAACUCAGAAGAAUUUAUUUUGGAAAAAAGCGUUAAACGUGAAACAUUAUUGGAAUAAACUGAUGACGAAGAAAACUGUGGCAACAAAAGCUCCUCAGCUUGUACGUAAAGUGAAGUUGAAUAGGACUACAACAAGUACUACUCCAGAUCCGACAGCAUCUACGAUUGAACCGAUUAAUAUUACAGAACUUCUCGAAACAUCGGACGUCGAAUGGUCCAAUGAAAACAGCAUGUACUUCAAUGUUUCUAAAAAAUGGUUGAACGGAGUCAAUCCACAAUUAACAGUAUUAGUAGAAGCUGCUUCAACAUUCAGCGUGUACAAAGAUCUGUUCCUUGACGAUUACGCUCUGAAUAAUGUUCCGAUUAUUUCGAAUAAUUUCGAGUUUCAUCCACACGAAGCAGAAUUACAAACUCUUAUAGGCGAUCUUUUAGAAUGUCACCAGUGGACCAUUUUAUCAGUCAUAUAUUCUCAAAGCAUCGAAGAAAAAAAACGCUACGUUAAUUUCCUACGAAACUUCCAACACGUCUGCGUCUCCGAACAAAUUGCCAUUACAGAAGAAAGCACAGAUACCGAUUUCAACCAUUUAGUUUGGUUAUUACAUACGAAUAUUCGUAACACCAAUGUUAUUAUUUGCUUUUGCAGUAGAAAGGAAAUAGAGAAAUUAAUGCAAGCUGUUUCUCGUUACGAUGUCGUAAUGCCAUUCACAUUUAUAUUUGUUCUAGAUGGACUAAUGGAGCAGUUAAAUUUCACCGUCGGAUUCGAAGAGCAACUCCUCGAUAGUUAUGUUAUAGGAAGGGAAAUCGAUUACGUGGAGGAGUUCAGUAAAGUAUACGUAGCUGAUUAUCUCUCAGCUCAGAGGCUGCAUCCUUGGGCUUCCGAAUUCAAAAUGCAGAAUGAAAUUGGCUUGAAUAUUACGACAAAUGAUACGAAUAAUAAUGAAACAGCUGAAGAAUUUUUAAACGACUAUGUCGUUAAUCCCGAAGUAAAAGGAAUCAUUAUGGGAGUAUUUGCAGCAGAUGCAGCUCUUCGAACGUAUUUGCAGCCGAGAAUAAAUUCCAAGUAUUUUAAUAGCAACGUUUCUUUUAUGAGUAUUUGGAACGAUAUUAAAAAAGGAUUAAAUUCGCACGAAAAAGACUUGAAUCAUAAUUUCCUAUCAUUUAACAAGUUAAAUCUAUUUAGAUUUGAGAAAUUCCAAGAUGGUAAUACGACGACGUACAGUUUCAAUUUGGUCAAUGAUACUUUGGCGGAUUGUGUGAAUAACAAAGAAAUACCAUUACAUUAUAUGAGUCUAAAUAUACCAGUACAAAGAUCGACGGUUUUCAAAUACGAAUGCAUUGAAUCGUGCCCACGCGGAUAUGAAAGUAUUUCAAAAAAUAUGCAUUGCUUGGUGUAUGAUCCUGGUGAAGAAGAAUGGGAAAAAGUACGAAACUGCACAGAAUGCCUGAAAUUCCCAGAAGAAGAUGUUUACGGACAUUCGAUGAUGGCUCCAAUGCUAAUCUCAGUUCUGGGAUUAUUCUUGACAGCCAUGGUAUCUCAGACUUUUGUCAUGCAUAAUGAACAUCCUGUCGUUAAAACCACCUGUUAUUUGAGCGCCAUCAUGUUGGGAUGCAUGAUGAUAUGUCAUUCGAUAGUCAUUCUAAUAUCGUUGAAGAUCUGCGUAUUUACCUGCGGAGUGUUCAAAUACGUAAUACCUCUCAACUUUACCGUCAUGCUUUCGGCUAUGCUGGUGGAAAUCAACAGAAUGUACAGAGCAUGGGAAAAACCUCCAUUUGCCGAGGUCGUCUCCUUACCCAGCAUAACUUCGAAGAAAUCUGCGAUCUUACUAAUGAGUGUAUUGAUCUCGUUCGAAAGCAUCAUGAUAUUUUUAUACUUGGCAUUAGGCAAAGAGAAAAUUUUCCACGAAGAAUACCUCUCGACCGGUUACGAGUUUAAUUUGGAUCGUCUAUGCCCAUUACAUUCGGAUACGACGCUGAUCAAUUAUUUUUUCAACGCGAUUAUCGUAUCAGUUACGCUUUUAUAUUCCAGAGUAGUGAAAAGUCUGAUGCGAAAUUUUUACGAAGCCAAGUACAUGUAUUGGACGAUGUGUCAGACAUUCGUAUUAUGGUUUGCAUUUUCCGCUCUGUAUUACAAAACUGAUUUAAAGGUGCUCGUAUUCAGUUUAUGCGUAUCAACCAACACUUUAAUCCAUCUACUGCUUAUAUUUUUCCCGAAAAUGUAUAUUAUUUGGUUUAAUCCCGACAUGAACGAUGUAAAGGGUUUCUACAAUAUGAACGAAUAUCAAGUUGACAGCCGCGGCAUGAAUUUGGAUACUACGAUAAUCGAAGAGAAGUCAGAAGUUUCGGAGGAUAAAGAAUAAAUGCAAAUACAUCAAGAUUCUUUGUCUGGCAUAUUAUGGAUUUUUGAUAUUUUCUAGUUAACGUAUAGACUGUGAUAAUUAAAUUUUUAUACUACGUAAUAAGAGUUACCUGUACUAUUUACCUACUUACAUACAUUUUCUGUUAUAUUUGUA